CUUAGUCUGUGCUCGCUGUUGCUAGUCGUGGUAGUUUUUGUUGUUAUUUUUAACACUUUCCAUUUUCACCACAUCGACGUAAAUUAAAAACUCCAUUUUAUUUACUGAGGUCGUGUGCAAUUAUUUGCACGAUUGUUAAGGUUCGUGAUUUUUAAAAUGGCUGAUGAAGAAAAGAAAAACAAUGGCUCUGGAACAGAACAAAGGAAAAACGGCAACGAAGACGAAGGCGACGCAUGGGGCAGUCAUGGAUCUUCACAAGGGCGACGUUAUGCGAAAAUGCCUGUCGAAAGAUAUGCUCAUUACUAUAACAUGAACCACAAUAAUCGUGGUAUGGCGAUCAUUUUCAAUCAUGAACAUUUUGAAAUUCAUAAUCUAAAAUCUCGCACGGGCACCAAUGUGGACAGUGACAGCUUAUCUAAAGUCCUGAGAGGCUUAGGUUUCAGUGUUACGGUUCUUCAUAACCUAAGAGCUGAAGAUAUCAACAGAUAUAUACAACAAAUAUCUGAAAUGGAUCACACAGAUAAUGAUUGUCUGCUGGUUGCUGUGUUGAGUCAUGGAGAAUUAGGUAUGUUGUAUGCCAAAGACACUCAUUAUAAACCAGAUAAUCUGUGGUAUUACUUCACUGCUGAUAAAUGUCCAACUCUAGCUGGAAAACCAAAACUGUUCUUUAUUCAAGCUUGCCAAGGUGAUAAGUUAGAUGGUGGAAUAACAUUAUCCAACACUGAAACAGAUGGUUCUUCGUCUUCAUCCUACAGAAUCCCAAUUCAUGCUGACUUUUUGAUUGUGUUCUCAACAGUACCAGGUUAUUACUCUUGGAGAAACACAACUCGUGGCUCUUGGUUUAUGCAAUCUCUUUGUGAAGAAUUGAGAAACUAUGGUACUCAAAGAGAUAUUCUUACACUCUUGACAUUUGUUUGUCAGAGAGUUGCUUUAGAUUUUGAGUCAAAUACACCAGAUAUCACACCGAUGCAUCAACAAAAACAGGUACCUUGCAUAAAUAGUAUGCUGACACGCCUUCUCUUGUUUGGAAAAAAAUAACUUGAUAAAUUUUCUAAACCUUCUCAUUAAUAUCGAAUACCAAUAUGUGAUAAGUACACUAAAGUUGAGACAAAAUGAAAACUUUUUUUUCAAUACAUCAAGUUUGACAGUUGAUUCAUUAUUUUUUUAUGUAGUUGGUUUUUACAACUAUGUUAAUGAAGUUUUUGUUUUAUUUUAUUUUUGAGAUGUAAGAUUCAAUGCCAUGCCUUCAUUCAUUGUGAUGAAAAAAUUAUAAUUGAUAUUUUUUCAUUGGCAAUAAAUAUGAAUAUUUUUAUAAAUAAAUAAAUGUUGGUUUUUUAAGGUACUUAUAGAUUAUAAUUAUUCCAUUUUGCAUUUAAAGUACGACGUACAGUGCUCAAAUUAAUUUUAAAUAAUGUCAAAACCCUUAAGCAAUAAAUGCACAAAUUGGUAUUUGCUCACACUGUUCCAAAGCAAUGUAAUUUGUACUUAAUGUUGCUAUUAAACAUGUAAACAAUGAAAAUUAGUAAAAUGUGAUUAGAGAAUUCAAAUGAUCUUUUGAACGACAUAAUAAUAUAAGUUUAAUAUAUUAAAAAAAAUUAAAGCUUCUUUGAUCAGCUAACUUUAAGAUGUAUUAGAAAGAGCUUGAGUUUUAAAUUCAAAAUAAUUAGCAAUAAUAAAUUGAGAUUUCUACAUAUCAUCAUAACCUUCCCAUUCCAAAUAAUAGUUACAAUUCAAAAUUUAUAAAGCUGGUGAUUUGUCUGAUUUCUUAUGUUGAGUUUGUCUAGUUUAAUUUUGUUGCUUUAAUCAUUUCUGUUUUCUUCCAAGGCUUCUUUUAAAAAGGCAAUCAAUGUAAUCUUAAUAUUAAAUGAUAUAUGGUCUAGCUUGACAUAUUCAUUUAUUACAGUCGACAGUGAAGGUCAAUGCCAUUGAAUGAAUUGCUAUUUUCUUUGUAGUAACAAAAUUGAUGUGAUUGCCCUUUGUUAUGGUUUGAAGUUUUUAUCUAGAAUGCUGUAUGUGGCAUGUUAUCUUUUAGUGCACAUUAACAAGCUUUACAUGAAAUUGUAACAAUUUUUCCAAAAGAAUCUCAAAAUGUAGGUUCUGUAUGAUGUGUAGGUAUGUGAUAAGUGAACGUGAUGACUGAUUUUUAUGUUUAAGAUGGUUACGAAAACCUGUGAGGAAUUGUAAUAUCAUACAUGACAGUAUGACUUGUCUAUUUGAAAAUACAUGUGCCUUUACUUUGAUUAACUAAAAAAAAAAUAACAUUUUUCUAAAUAAAACAUAUCUUCACAGGUUUUUGUAUAAUGUUGCAAUGAUGUAUUUUCUGAAAAGUUUGUAUUUUUAAAAGCAAUAAAUAAUAACUU
This is a messenger RNA of Bombyx mandarina (wild silkworm), 2360 nucleotides long. RefSeq names its product caspase-1 (gene Caspase1). Lineage: Eukaryota; Metazoa; Arthropoda; Insecta; Lepidoptera; Bombycidae. The record is from RefSeq and is a predicted model, not a curated record. Gene Ontology annotation, cellular component: cytoplasm. Gene Ontology annotation, biological process: proteolysis; apoptotic process; positive regulation of neuron apoptotic process. Gene Ontology annotation, molecular function: cysteine-type endopeptidase activity.